AUGACGUGCACUCACGCGGCUCUCCGCCGCAACGAACUCGUCAAACUGGGCUUCCGCUACGACAACAUUGUGAUGGAAGAGGCGGCGCAAAUCCUCGAAGUCGAAACUUUCAUCCCCUUGCUGCUCCAGAACCCCCAGGACGGACACAAUCGUCUGAAACGGUGGAUCAUGAUCGGCGACCACCACCAGUUGCCGCCCGUCGUUCAAAAUCAGGCAUUCCAGAAGUAUUCGAACAUGGAACAGUCGCUGUUCGCCCGAUUAGUCCGUCUGAGUGUGCCCAACGUUCAGUUGGAUCAGCAGGGACGUGCCAGAUCUCAGUACGUCUUUUUUAUGAGAAAAAAUGAAAAUCUAUAGGGUUUCCAGGCGAAAGUUUGAUUGGAAAUUCUCAAUUUUUGAGUAAUCGACAGAAAAAUUUAGUUUUUGCUUUGAAAAAAGCUGAAAACGUCUAAUGAGACAUAGUUGUGCUGAAUUUUCGAAAAUUGUCAUUGAUUUUUCCAAAAAUUCCCUUCAAAAAUUCGUAAUUGUGUCUCUGGUCGAUAAACUUUGAGACGCUGCCAAUUUGGAGGCGAAAACUGAUAAGAUAAAGACGGAAAUGUUGCCAAUUUCGCCCAAUUUUCAGAAUCGCUCAGCUCUAUCAGUGGCGCUACAACGGACUCGGAAACUUGCCGCACGUCGAAUCGCUCCCGCAGUUCCAGGUAAUCACUCUUAAUUAUUAUUUCAAACUUUGGAAACAUUUAGACUUUUUUUAACGUUUUUCAGAGUUUUAGAGUAAUUUAGAUGCAUUUUCAAGCAGUUCUCUGCUUUUGAAAGUCUCCUGUUAUUUUUCCGCUCAAUUUAUCCUAUUUUGAGCAUCGCUCAAAGCUCUAGAGCUCAAAAAAGUGAGCGGCAAUCAGAUUGCAUCACAUUUCCUCAGUUUGUCCACUUUUUGUUGCGAAACCGUCCUCUGCCGGCCUUUUGCACCGCCUUUUCCCGUUCGGCCGGCGGAAAUGUGAGCGCCACGUUGUUUCGAGGCGCAGACGAACAGACGAAAGAGGAUUUUACGAGUUUUGCGCCCGACCGAAGUUUCGUCGUUUCGUUUAGGCCUUGUCAAGGCCAAGAAAUGGGCAAUUAGUCGCGUUUUCUAGAAAAAUCUUUAAUAGUAAGUUUUAUGAAAUUUGAGCGAAUUUUCCAUUUCCGAACUAUUAAACAAUUGCACACAAUUUAUGGGAAUUUGUAUUGUUUUUUAAGAAUCAAUUUGUAUCGAAAAUCGUUAUUCUGCCAUAUAAAUCUAGUAUUCGGAUUGAUUCGACCUGAUUUCUCUGAAAAUACACAUAUAUUUGCUUGUAGAAUGCCAACGCCGGCUUCGCGUUCCCGUUCCAACUCAUCGAUGUGCCCGACUUCAACGGACAAGGAGAAACUCAGCCGAGCCCGCAUUUCUAUCAGGUGAAAUCAAGUUUUUCGCACAAAAAACUGAGAAAACCCACUAUUUUUGCCAUAAAAACACUCGACAUUCUUCGAAUUGUAGAAUCUCGGAGAAGCGGAAUACGCGGUGGCACUGUACACGUACAUGCGAAUCCUCGGAUAUCCGGCCGAGAAGAUCUCGAUUCUGACGACGUACAACGGACAAGCGCAGCUGAUUCGAGACGUGUGCCAGAGGCGUUGCGAGACGAAUCCGCUCAUUGGAAUGCCCGCAAAGGUGAGCAUCUAGGAUGGAAUUUGGGCGAAAAUAUGUGAAAACCUCAGAAACUCUAGAUUUUUCGCCGAAAUUUACCCUUCCUCUGAGCAAAAUCGAGUAGAAUGGUGUUUGAGCCGAGAUUUGAUGGGUUUAUUGGCCUGCAUAAGUGACAAGUAUGUAGCGGAAGAGAGAGAGUGAAGAGAAGAAGUCGGUGGAACCGAGAAGGAGCGAAGAAGCUGCUAAAUUGUAUCAAAAAUACGCAUUUUGAUAUUAGUUCUUCAAAACAUUCAAUAGGAACCCAUCAUUUUAUGAUCCAAUCGGUGUGGUUCGCACUUUGGCCUCGAAUUUCUCUUCUUCCGCUAGACAUGGUACUUUUUUGAUGUGAUUUACGACCUGGAGGUGUAAAUACGCGUUUCGAGGUGCGACCAUCACCAAAGCCAAACUUUAGCAUUGGGUAACAGUUCAUUUUUCUGAAAUCAAGGUGAAAUCAGGAAAUUUCAGGCAUUUCAACCAAUUUUGAACUGGAAAAUGAAACUUUGAACUUUAAAAAAAAGCGUUUCUUUUAGAAUUUCACAAGUCAAAAUUUUUUGGUUUUAUCCCAAAAAUCAAACAUUUCUAUCAUAUUUCAUUCGAAACUGGAGAAUAAUUUUCAAAUUGGAAUUGGAAACUGCAAACUAAACUUUUUCAAAACUUAAAGUUAUUGAAUACAAAAAACGCGGGAUGUUCUCAUAACAAUUUAAAUUUUCACACUAUUUUUGCAGGUGUCAACAGUGGAUAAGUAUCAAGGACAACAAAACGACUACAUAAUUCUGUCGCUGGUGAAAACGCGCAACAUCGGACACAUCCGCGACGUGCGCCGUCUGAUCGUGGCCCUUUCGCGUGCCCGUCUCGGUCUCUACGUGCUCGGAAGAGCCAAAGUGUUCAUGGAUUGUCUCGAACUGACGCCCGCCAUGCGCAUCUUCGCCCAAUCGCCGCGCAAACUGAUCCUGCUGCCGUUCGAACCGUUCCCGGCGCAGAGGAAGCUGACCGAACGGUCAAAGGACGGAGAACCGAUGGAAAUCGAGGACACGCUGCACAUGACUCACUUUGUGCACGAGUUCUACAUGAGCAACGUCGACGGAAUGAGAGCCGCCUACGAGGAGGCCAUCGAGCAGUACAUGGAGACGCAGCGAGUGCUCAACCCCGUAAUUCCAGAGGUUUGUUUGAGCAUUUUCAGGAAAAAUUCUCAAAAUGGCCCUAACUCACCUUCUUUUCCAUUUCAGGAAGAUCAAGUGGAGACGGAAGAGCAAAAAAGACAUCGCGAAAUGGUGGAACGAAAGAAGAAGCAGGAAAUGGACGACAAGAAGGAGGCGGACAUUUUAUUCGAGGAUAUGGACCACGAGAGACAGGAAAAUCCGCUCGGAGGAGCUCUAAGUGCUCCAGAAGUCGUUCCAGAUGCGCCGGAAGGAGCUCAAUAA
Caenorhabditis sp. 36 PRJEB53466 is the source of this 3111-nucleotide messenger RNA. The record is from the annotation of a GenBank genome assembly. Lineage: Eukaryota; Metazoa; Nematoda; Chromadorea; Rhabditida; Rhabditidae.